UAAAAAAAAAAAUAUAUAAAAAAUUUAAAUACGACAAUAUUAAUAAAUAUUAUUAUGAAAAAAUAUAAUUACUUCCUAUAAAAAUAUAUGAUAAAAUGUAUAUAACUACAGCCUAAGUUGUUUGAUCAUGGAGAAUAUGAAAGUAUUACUAGCCCUUUUUGUGCGAAGUCUUGGAACAUUAAAACGGCGCUGGUGUCGCAGAGCAUAUCGGGAGUGAUCAUUUACAGGCGGCAGAAGAAUACUUAACUUGUGGUUAGGAUUAUUAAUAGUGUCAUUAAAAAGCUUGCUGCACAGUAAAAAAUUAUUAUGGUCAAAGAUCGGAUUGAUGUCAAUAUCCUUCGCUAAUUUACACCUUCCUGAUGUUAUUAUUGAUACCGCCCUUUUUUCAAGGUGCACAAACUCAUUUUUCAAGUAUUGAGGAAGGCUAUUAUAAAAUACUGGCGCGGCGUAGUCCAUAAGGGAUCUAACGCAUGACGUGUAAAAUAAUACUAGCUCAUGUUGGGGAACUCCAGCUCUUUUUAGUUGUGUUAGAAAAUAGAGCCUUUUACUAGCCUUUUUCGUGACCUCAGUAACGUGGUCGUUCCAAGUUAAGUUGUUCGUUAACGUAUCUAUUGACUCAAAUAGCUACGCGCCUCGUUGACUAUCUAUUGACUCAUAGAAAACUCGAACUCGUAGUCUAAUUGUUAAAUAUAUAAGUAAUGAGCAUAAGACAAUUACUGCCCAGGAACAACAACACAAGACAAACAACAGUAAAUGCACGCAAACAACCAUUAUGUUUUGCACGCUCGCGCCACCUUUCUUGAAAUGCGCGCGCUUGUUCCGAUUUAUACAAAUAGAACUCAGUGCAUUGUAGGUUCACGCGCGGCAACAUAUGACGCAAUCAAACAGAUACCGUUAGUUUAAAAAAAAUAGAAAUUAGUUAUUAUCUCACGGACUCCGUUGUGUAAAACACAUUGGUGUAGAAUAUACUGAAGACAAGCGUUACCGGUAAAAGACAUACAUAACAUGGAAACAACUAAGAUUAUAGGCUGUUUGCGCCAUGAGAUGGAUGCGGGAUGGGCAUGGGUCGUGUGUGCAGCCUCGUUUUUUAUCCAGUUUAUCGUUUUUGGAACCAUCCAGUCUUUUGGAAUAAUCUUUGUUUCAUUGCUAAAUGAGUUUCAAGCAUCUGAGUACGAGACAGCAUGUGUCGGCUCAAUGGCGUAUGGCAUGCUCUUCUUCAUCGGCCCUGUCACAACAGCACUCACUGAUCACGUGGGAUGCCGGAAAAUGGUCAUGAUUGGAACGUGCCUUAUCAUCCUUGGCCUCGUGACGUCCUCAUUCGCCACCAGUCUUUCCGUGCUUUACGUCACGUUUGGUGUUCUGUGGAGCAUUGGCGCCAGCUUCGCUUAUUUUCCCGCCAUUCUAGUCCUACGAUUCUACUUCUUUGGCAACCUAUCGUUCGCGAACGGCCUUUCCAUGACAGGUGCCGGCAUCGGAACUAUUGUACUGAAUUCCGUCAUUAACUACGUCAAUCAGCGUUAUGGCUGGAGGACAGGGAUGCGCAUGCUCGGUGGGGUGUCCGCUGUUAUGUUUGUGUGCGGGAGCAUAUAUUUACCGCCUCCUCAAGAGUUCCUUAACAUGAUGGAUUGGACCAGUUACGAGAAGGUAAAGCUGAAAUUCAAGAUCUCCCGUUUUAUUGACCCGCGCCCUUGGAAGAUGAAACCAUUCAUCGUGUUCUCAGCCUGCAUGUGCUGUAUCUGCUUUGGCUACUUCGUCCCCUACGUGCAUCUUGUCCGUUAUGCUGAAACCCUCUCUGUGCCACUAUCCGAGGGCGCCCUUCUGCUCGGCUACAUUUCCAUAUCAGCUAUCUUCGGCAAGCUGCUGUGUGGACGUGUCGCUGACAUUAAAGCCUCGCUCCGAUUGUAUUUCUUCGCCGUUUCCACGUUAGGAAUGGCAGUAGGGAAUAUCGGUGUCACUGCUGCUACAGGCUACGGGGGACUCGUCGCGUAUGCGGUUCUGUUUGGUUUUUUCGACGGGUGUUUCUGUGUUCUCGUCCCGCUGCUUAUCAGUGAUAUCGUGGGACGGGACCUGAUGUGCGCCGCGUUUGGGAGUUUCUACGGGUUUGUGGCUAUUCCUACGACGCUUGGUCCUCCAAUAUCAGGUUUGCUGUACGAUAAAUUCGAAUCCUACACAGUAGCAUUCCUAUCUGCGGCGCUACCCAUGAUAAUGGGCACUUUACUUCUCUACUUACUCUACCGCGUCAAGCCAGAGCUGACCAGACCUCCACCUGUAAGCGUGCAGACCCAAGAAGACAUGUACUCCUGCGAUCUCCUACCGACCCCGAGCAUACAAUCGAACAUAGCAGACGCCAUGAGCGGGAUGAUCAUCACAGAGCAGUACCCCUCCGCUAUGAGUAUCAAUUCAUCCCUGCAGCACUCAAGCUUCAACCCACUGAUCAACAUGUACCGACUACCAAGAAGCCGUGCGGGCUCCCACAUUAGCUCACUGGCCAGGGGAUCCGGGUUUUCGGUGUUUGACGGCUCUAGAGGCGGCGCUCAAGCUUUUUACCCGCACAGAAGGUCAACCCAAGCGAUGUUCGAUUUGAAUAUGGAGAGUCCAAUCUCGCGCAAGAUAGAUGAUAGCGUUAGCCGUGAAGAAGAAAGUGUGUCGUCUUCAGUGUCAGACGGGACCAUAGCCCCAGCUGACGAUAGUGUUCAUUCUCACGAUGAUAUAAAUGACUCGAGCAAGGCUGAACACACCCUUUCGGUACCCAAUGUGAAUGUAGACGAUACAAAACAAGGAACAGACAACGAACAAGUAAACUCUGCUAGGGAGCGGUUUCGACUCUCCAUUUCUGAGGACCCUUCCAGCUCUAUCGCUGAUUUAAUCCAAAAGGCAAGCUCUAUGGAAAUCCUGGCCCGUGCAGAAGAGAACCCAGACUCCAAGGGAGAACCAGACGAACUUGAGUUAGUCAAGAUUCCUCCGCCCCCAAGCCACGCCCAAAGACGUUCCAGAUUACCCUCAUGUUCUGACGGGGUCUCGCUCGUUAGCGACGGAUCCGUCGACGUGUUUGUCCCGUCUAGUGAUACCAGCAGACGACAGAGCCUGAAAGAACUGGCUGAGAUCAACCUUGAAGAUGCUUUCGCAGACUCUUUCACCAACCCCUUUCACGUGACCACCACGUCCCCUAGUCAGGCAGCUUGUGAGGGCUCAGAUCCAGCCCAGCUGCCCAGAGAUACAGUGAGCUCGUCAGGCUUAAUUGAACUAAAUCAAGGUGCAGCAAUUGACUCCAGUAACCCAUUCCUAACUGAUGGCUUCUUAGCAACAAUGUCCGCUGAACAAGCUUAUGGUACUAGAUGCUCAACUCAGCUACAGCCUGACCGCGGCGGAGUGGAAUCAGAAGACCCUUAUCAUCCCUCCGAACCUGUCCAUCACAUUGUACGCAUGGCUAUUGGCAUUUCAGGCACCCACGCUGAGCAGGAGCAUGGUAGCGCGGGCGCAGAUCACCAACACCUCGUUAUCGGAAAUGAACAACACGAAGUAAGCUCCGCCGACCUCCCUGAUAGUGCAACUACCGACUCGACGAACCCAUUUCUAACAAGUGACAAUGCAGCAAUGGAUUCCUUCCAGGACUCCGCUAAAGACUCAACUAAACAGGAACAUUUAACAGAAUCUGAUCAAAUCUGAGUUUUCCCGGCUAGAGAUGAGUCAGAUCAGAUGCCAACCCGCCACGAUGCCAUGAACUAAAUAAACCCUAAGAAAACCCGUGUUAUAGAAGGAGCCCCUCCUAAAUCCGUAUUCAUAUCAAUUAGUAUGCGGAUGGAUAAUCCUGAUAUUUGAUUGGUUCAGUAUCUUGUAUGCGGAUGGAUAAUCCUGAUAUUUGAUUGGUUCAGUAUCUUAUUUGUUUUCAUGAUUUCAGGGGCCGUUCAUUAUUUAAACAGGGAAGGGAGUACGGUGCAGAGAGAAAUAUUUAGAUCGAGCUAAGGACACUACUCCCCACCUCCCUCCCUCUUCUUUUUCAACUCUCGGUGCUCCUUUGGAUAGUGAACGGUCCCUAUGCCUAGUACAAAUCACCCUCCCCCCCUUUUGUGGAAGAGUUUUAAUCACCAAAAAAUCUAUAAAUAAAUGGUUAAAAGAA
Molecule: messenger RNA, 4117 nt
Organism: Nematostella vectensis (starlet sea anemone)
Lineage: Eukaryota; Metazoa; Cnidaria; Anthozoa; Actiniaria; Edwardsiidae
Exons: 6
Coding region: 1006-3666 (886 amino acids)
Biological process (GO): transmembrane transport
Molecular function (GO): monocarboxylic acid transmembrane transporter activity
Source: RefSeq, a predicted model, not a curated record